This is a messenger RNA of Racocetra persica, 626 nucleotides long. The record is from the annotation of a GenBank genome assembly. NCBI's taxonomy places the organism in Eukaryota, Fungi, Glomeromycota, Glomeromycetes, Diversisporales, Gigasporaceae.
AUGACCAAUGUUCAAGAAACAAAAUUAAAAUAUCGUCGAGAAAGUUGUUUUAGUUGCCGAAAAUGCAUGUACUGUGGAAUUGAUUUGCAACAAGAAAAGUGUGACUGCAACUUAUCUAAUAUUCCACAUAAAGAUAAUCAGAUGAAUGCUGUCAAAUAUGCAUUUACACAAGUAUUUGAUUCAAACUGGAUAAAAGAAAAAGUAGAAUUUGUCCAUCAAAAAAUAGAACACUAUAAUUAUUUAUUAAGUUCAAAAGAGGCCUUCAAUUUUACUUUAUGCUCUCGAUGCAAUAGCAUUUUAUUAAGAUUAUCUUCAAAAGCAAAAAAGCUUAAAGCAACAUCAAAUUCUACCUUUGCAAAUAAUGAUAAUUUUUCAGAAUUAGAAACAUGUGAUCUUACUACCCUAGCAAGUGAGCAUUCUGAUCGAAUACAACAAUUUAAUCCAAUACAACAAUCUAAUUUAAUGCAGCAAUCUAAUUUAAUGCAACAAGCUAACUUAAUACAAUAUUCUAAUCCAAUGCAACAAUCUAAUUUUAUUCAACAUUCACUUUUUCCGGGCCAGCAUUAUAUACCAUCUAUAUUUUAUAACCCGUUUUCAACAUAUAUUCCUUUACAAACUUAUGGAAU